GAUGACUCACUUGUAGUGUGGAAGGAGGUGGAUCUGACCCGGCUGUCAGAAAAGGAGCGUCGGGAUGCUUUGAACGAAAUCGUUAUCCUUGCCCUGUUGCAGCAUGAGAACAUCAUCGCGUACUACAAUCACUUCAUGGAUAACACCACGCUGCUAAUUGAGCUGGAGUACUGCAAUGGAGGGAACCUCUACGAUAAGAUUCUGCGGCAGAAAGACAAGUUAUUUGAAGAAGAGGUGGUGGUUUGGUAUCUCUUUCAAAUUGCAUCGGCUGUGAGCUGCAUUCAUCGAGCAGGAAUUCUUCACAGAGAUAUAAAGACAUUAAAUAUCUUUUUAACCAAGGCAAACCUCAUUAAAUUGGGAGACUAUGGGUUGGCAAAGAAGCUGAACUCCGAGUACUCUAUGGCUGAGACUCUGGUGGGAACUCCAUAUUACAUGUCCCCAGAACUCUGCCAGGGUGUGAAAUACAACUUCAAAUCAGAUAUUUGGGCUGUGGGCUGUGUCAUCUUUGAGCUGCUUACUCUGAAGAGGACCUUUGAUGCUACUAAUCCCCUGAACCUUUGUGUGAAGAUUGUACAGGGAAAUCGUGCCAUGGAGGUUGAUUCCACUGUCUACUCCCGGGAGCUGAUCCAGAUGGUGAAUUCCUGCCUUGAUCAGGAUCCAGAGAAGAGACCCACUGCAGAUGAACUGCUUGAACAUCCCCUUCUCAGCAAACGCAGGAGGGAGAUGGAAGAGAAAGUCACACUGCUUAAUGGGCCAAAUAAGCGACCAAGGUCAAGUACCAUGAAUGAGGCUCCCAUUGCAGUGGUGACUUCACGCACUAGUGAGGUGUAUGUCUGGGGGGGCGGGAAGUCCACCCCCCAGAAGCUGGAUGCCAUCAAAAGUGGCUGCAGUGCACGCCAGGUGUGUGCUGGUAACACUCACUUUGCUGUGGUGACAGUGGAGAAGGAGCUCUACACCUGGGUGAAUAUGCAGGGGGGCACCAAGCUGCACGGGCAGCUGGGACAUGGAGACAGAGCCUCCUACCGGCAGCCAAAGCAUGUUGAGAAGCUUCAGGGAAAAGCCAUUCGCCAGGUGUCCUGUGGAGAUGAUUUCACAGUGUGCAUCACAGAUGAAGGCCAGGUGUAUGCCUUUGGCUCGGACUAUUAUGGAUGCAUUGGUGUUGACAAGGCUUAUGGCUCUGAAGUGCUUGAGCCCCUGCAGCUGGAUUUCUUUCUUACCAACCCUGUGGAGCAGGUCUCGUGUGGCGAUAACCACGUGGCAGUGCUGACCAGGAACAGAGAAGUUUACACGUGGGGCUGUGGAGAGUAUGGGCGCUUGGGCUUGGAUUCAGAAGAAGAUCACUACACCCCUCAGAAGGUGGAUGUUCCAAAGACCUUAAACAUUGUGUCCGUUCACUGUGGCUGUGAUGGGACUUUCCUGCUCACCCAGACAGGCAAAGUGUUGGCAUGUGGACUCAACGAGUUCAACAAGCUGGGCCUGAAUCAGUGCACAUCAGGGAUAAUCAACCAUGACACAUACUGUGAGGUGCCAUAUGCCACUUCCCUUACUUUGGCCAAGCAGCUGUCCUUCUACAAGAUCCGUACCAUUUCUCCAGGGAAGACACACACAGCUUCCAUUGAUGAGCGAGGCCGCCUGCUGACCUUCGGCUCCAACAAGUGCGGACAGCUUGGUGUUGGGGACUAUAAGAAGCACCUGGGAAUUAACCUGCUGGGAGGCCCCUUGGGGGGUAAGCAGGUGAUCAGGGUUUCAUGUGGAGAUGAAUUCACCAUAGCUGCUACUGACGACAACCAUAUUUUUGCCUGGGGUAACGGCGGGAAUGGGCGUCUGGCAAUGACAUCAACUGAGAGAGCUCAUGGCUCGGAUAUUUGUACCUCGUGGCCUCGGCCAAUAUUUGGAUCAUUGCAUCAUGUACCAGACCUGUCGUGCCGUGGCUGGCAUACCAUCAUCGUUGUUGAAAAGGUGUUGAACUCUAAAACAAUCCGAUCCAACAGCAGUGGCCUGUCCAUUGGUACUGUGGCUCAGAGCUGUACAACUGGAGGAGGAGAGGAAGAGGAUAAUGAACAGGAAGCAGAGACCCCCAAUCCCAGUGGAGGCUUUCGGGGAACCAUGGAAGCAGAUCGUGAGUUGGGGGGCUGGAUCAGCACCACAGAAGCUAAGGGAGGCAACAGUGCUGACAGCAGCUCCUGCCCUGGCUGGCUGCGGAAGGAGCUGGAGAAUGCCGAAUUCAUCCCCAUGCCUGACAGCCCCUUUCCUCUGAGCAUGGCAUCUUCAGAGCCCGAGAAGGAGACUCUCCCUUACCAGAAACUUCAAGGACUCAAAGUGGCCUCUGAGGAGCCUGUUGGAUUAAACAAGCCCAAAACGGAGCCCUGGCCUACUUGCCUGAGUCCAACCUUGCCGUGCGGUGAAGGGAAGGCUGCGUCUCCUGUUGCGGGCUGCAUGUGCAGUGCUCUGCAAGUGGAGGUGACACACCUCCGAGGCCUGGUUUUACAGUGUCUGGAUGAUCAGAAGAAGCUGCAGCAGGAAACCAUUCGUCUGAGUGCCCAACUCCAGCAGUUUUGCAGGGGGACGGAAGGAAUGCAGCAGGUGGAGGUUCAUACCAAAGGAACACAGACAGCCAAAGAGGAGAUGGAAGUGGAUCCGAAACCUGAUUUGGAUUCAGAUUCCUGGUGUCUCCUGGGAACGGACUCGUGCCGCUCCAGUCUCUAGUCUCCUGAGCCCACUGGGAUCCAUCUAACUUCACAGCACACUAACCGAAUGCAGAGAGCGGCUUUCCUGGCUUCAGGUCACUCGCAGACAAGGAGCGAGGCCGGAGGCUCCAGAGCAGCACCCAUGUACGUUUGAUAUGAACUAGGAGUAAGUUUGAGAGGGUAAGGGCCCCUGAGCUCUAGGCCAGCUCAGUGAUUGAAGCAGCAGCAGCUCCUCUUUGUACCUUAUCUGUCAAUUCUGCACGUGAGGCAGAACGGCCCCAUUACGGCAAUGGCUCCAGUAGCAACUUGUGGCCCUUUCAUUGUUUCACUGCUUCUUGGGAGCUGCCUUUGGGACCCCAGUAUUCAUCACUGCAUCUCUAGAUGAGAGGAGGAGACAUGUUUUGUGCUGAAGCUGGCCGAACCCUAAGACUCGCCACCUUCACUUCAGAGGGGUGAAGGACUAGGAUCCUCUCCCU
Molecule: messenger RNA, 3163 nt
Organism: Pelecanus crispus (Dalmatian pelican)
Lineage: Eukaryota; Metazoa; Chordata; Aves; Pelecaniformes; Pelecanidae
Source: RefSeq, a predicted model, not a curated record